This is a messenger RNA of Parascedosporium putredinis, 675 nucleotides long. The record is from the annotation of a GenBank genome assembly. NCBI's taxonomy places the organism in Eukaryota, Fungi, Ascomycota, Sordariomycetes, Microascales, Microascaceae.
AUGCAAAGGGCUUGGGUGCGUUCUCCCUUCCCCUCCGACUCUGGACCUUCAGGGACCACUCUCACCACCACCGCUACGACGAUUGUUGAUGGCUCGCCGUCAACCGUGGUAGUCACGAUUGUGACGACGGUGACGAACAACCCUGAUCCCGUCACUCGGACGACGACGCGGGUUGUUACCAAGUCCGAAUCAACCACGGGAGGAGCCGGUGCUCCAUUUCGUCCAACCCUCAGCGAGACGGACGAUGCGGAUAUCACAACCAUCCCCGGCGCCUUCUGCCCCACGGGGUUUUACGCCUGCCUUGCCCGAGCUGGGGGUGGCUGUUGCCAGACCGGCCGGGAUUGCAAAGAGACGUCAUGCCCGCCAACACCAAUGACUACGAUCAUCAACAAUGGAGUCACCAUUGCUGUCCCUGUCGCCGACGUGCCAGCGUCUAAUUCGGCGACAUGUGCGAACGGGUGGUUCAUGUGCGGGGAUGAAGGUGGACCGGUGGCGGGAUGUUGCCCGGACGGAUACUCGUGCGGAACAGCAAGCUGUACGCUAGCGUCCCCGACCGAAACAAGUCGUGUCCAGAAGCAACUCCCCGACUCUGCUGCCUCGACAAAGGCCGGUUCCCUCGCCGGACUAGUUGUAGCAGCAGGCCUGUUUGGUGUUUUGCACUUGAGCUGGGCAUAA